UACGUGAGAGACUAAUUUACGUUUCUUAACGAAGAGAGUAGAGAGUAGAAACUAGAGAGAUUGGAAGAGAAAGUGAUAAGCUGGAGAACUGAAAUUAAAAAAAGUGGAAAAUAAUAAUCUUCCGAUUCCAAUAUGACGGAGGCGGAGCACAUCCCGGAAGAAAUAGUAGCCAACAUCCUCCGCCGGCUGCCGCCCAAAUCCCUAAUCAGAUGCACCGCCGUCUCUAAAUCAUGGCGGGAUCUCAUCUUAACACCUUCCUUCAUCUCCCUUCACCUCCGCCACUCUCCUCCCCUCCUCCUCCUCCAACUCUGCAAUGAGCGCUCCCACCCCAGCCCCUCUCCCUGCGCCGUCCGCUACUCCCUCCGCCACGACGAUCCCUUCCUCUCCGACUCCGGCUACACCCUCAUCCUCCCUCCUACCGCCCUCUACCGCGAAUUCUCUGUCGUCGGACUCUGCCAUGGUCUUGUCUGCAUCACCGCCGGCCACCACUGUCACUCCCUUGUCAUCUGCAACCCUUCUCUCCGCCGCUACGUCAGCCUCCCCCGACCCCGCCACUACCGUUCUCUCUACACUGCCACUGUUGCCUUCGCCUUUGAUCCUCUCCAUCAAGAUUACAAGGUUGUCAGGCUCUCAUGCAUGGUCGACGAUGAAAGGUAUGGUUUCAGUGCACCCACUGUUGAGGUUUACUCUCUUGCAACUGGGUUUUGGAGAACUUUGAGUGGUUCUACUCCUGUUUGUAGUUUAGCUUGUGUGGGUAAGGAUGCUCCGCAUGGUUUUGUCAACAAGAUUGUGCAUUGGGGUGCACAACGCCGGGAGGGUGAUUACGGAUGGUACCAUUUUGUGCUGUCGUUUGAUGUUGUUCAUGAGGUGUUUGGUGAGGUGUUGCUUCCGGAGAGCUUGGCUUAUGCGCCCGAGGACAGUGUCACAGUCAUUGGGGGUAGGGAGGAGCUUAGUGUGUUCUCCGUUGGUGGGGAAUUUCCCUCCUGCUGUGAAAUUUGGGUGAUGAAGGAGUAUGGUGUUGUGGAGUCUUGGAACAAGGUCUUUAGUUUCACGUUGAGGGGGUUUAGUUUGGAGGUGCCGGCGUGGGGGAUAUCGGUGGCUAAUGUGACUAGUCCACCAGUGGCAUUGUGCAUCAGGAAGAGUGGAGAGGUGUUGCUGCUUAUGGAUGAGACAGGAAAGGGAAACCUGUACUCGCUGGAUAUCGAGAGGAAAAGAUUUACAGAGCUCGGAAUUGGAGGGGAGGGAUACACAUGGUAUCUAUAUUCUGGUUAUUAUGCAGAAAGCUUGGUUUUGCUGAACAAUGUAAGUGGUUUGGUGUCUUACUGAAGAGGUAAUUAUUCCUUUAUACUUCUGCAACACAUGCAGUAGGAUACUAAAUUUCGUAUAUUUAUUAUCUUUUGUACAUUUUGUCAGAAUGAUAGUUGUUAGUUGUAUAGGUAAUGUAAACAAAGUGGUGUAUCUGUCUAUUUGUUGCAUGUAAUAAUAUUGUUCACUAGUAGAAAGCUCCAAGUAGUUAUCUCCUAUUAGAGUAGAUAUGUUAUGCUUGCUUUAAAUUUGGGUAAAAAAGAAUUGGAGCUUGUAUGGUGCUAAAACUUUAUCCACUAUUUUGGGAUGUAACCUCAACUUGAUUCAUAUUGCUGUGGAAUGUUGGCUUCCUUAGAAAAUGGGGGACAGAAGCAAAAGAAAACUUUUUAAGUUUUAACCUCACAAGUCACAGGCGUGCUGCAGACCACAGCAAGAGAGUUGCACUUUUGGCUUCAAAUUUCAGUAUCCGAGUAAAAAACCAUACUCAAUGGAGCGAACAAUGAUUUUUGUUUUGGUGGGAGUAGUCUUUUUCUACUCUUGGGAAAUUACUGAAUUAGUUGGUCAUGGGUUUAAUGGCCCAAUUGAAUAGAGACCGAAUCCAAGUCCAAGAACAGAAGAUGUAUUUAUUUGGGUAAACUUUACUUUUUUUUGUUCCCUUUCUAUGGUGAAGUAUUUGAAAAAUAAAAAAUAUUUAAAAUUUAAUUUGAUUUUUCUUUGGUGACUAAAUUUAAUUUGAUUUAAUUUUUCCUUUUAAUUUACAAAUUCUUUUAUUAUUAA
Arachis stenosperma is the source of this 2082-nucleotide messenger RNA. Its product is annotated as putative F-box protein At1g32420. Lineage: Eukaryota; Viridiplantae; Streptophyta; Magnoliopsida; Fabales; Fabaceae. Gene Ontology annotation, molecular function: protein binding. Bases 133 to 1326 code for a protein of 397 amino acids. The record is from RefSeq and is a predicted model, not a curated record. The transcript has 2 exons.